Rotaria socialis is the source of this 432-nucleotide messenger RNA. NCBI's taxonomy places the organism in Eukaryota, Metazoa, Rotifera, Eurotatoria, Philodinida, Philodinidae. The record is from the annotation of a GenBank genome assembly.
AUGACAAAUUUAUCGGCAACUUCUUCAUGUGUUCUUAAAGAAGAAAUCAGACGUCUUAUUACUCUCUGUUCACAUAUAUCGCAAGUCACUUCUCGUAUACAACUUCGACAUCUUUCAAAUAUUUCUUUAGGUGCGGAGUAUAUAAAAUGCUCUCAUCAGGAAUUAUUAUCAAUGGCUGAAAAUAUCGAAGGUUCCGCAAUUUUACUUGAAUCCCUAUUAGCUACUGAAAAACGAAACUCAGCUUCUUUUCAAACAAAACUAUCGAGAUAUCAUUACAAUCGAGACGAAUUAAUAAUGUUACGUCAGCGUGUGACACCAAGUUUAUCUAUUCAGAUAAAAAAUUUAUUAGAUCAAGUUGUUGAACGUGAAUGUAAUCCUUCAAAUAGACAGGACAGAUAUUUUCCGAGAAAUAUUAGAACGAUAUUAAUUUAA